This is a messenger RNA of Nematocida major, 867 nucleotides long. RefSeq lists its product as uncharacterized. The record is from RefSeq and is a predicted model, not a curated record. Gene Ontology annotation, molecular function: syntaxin binding; soluble NSF attachment protein activity. The coding region runs from base 1 to 867 and encodes 288 amino acids. The transcript has a single exon. Gene Ontology annotation, biological process: intracellular protein transport. Lineage: Eukaryota; Fungi; Microsporidia. Gene Ontology annotation, cellular component: vacuolar membrane; SNARE complex.
AUGAAUACGUCAGCAGAAGAGUUGGAAAGAAACGCAGACAAAUACAUACGAAAAGACGGCCAUUUUCUGAUAAAGAUGAUCAUGAGCUAUGACGCAGACAAGGCAGCCACGCUAUACAGCCAGGCCGCACAGGCUUACUCCAGAGAAGGAAACCACCGAAAAGCAGCUGAAAUGUACGGAGUAUCUGCAAACGUGCUUAUAGAAACAAAAGACGAAACAAACAAAUUUGACGUUUUCUCGUUUUUGGAGAAGAGCGCAGAGGCUUUGCUUGCAGACGGGAAAAAAGAGGACGCAAUAAAAGUCUACCAGAAGGCACUGAACGAGAUAUCUAUAAACUACGAGGACACCUCUAUGGUGGCUUCGCUUAUUGCCAAAAUCGGGGGACUCUUCAAGGAGAUAAACCAAGAAAAGGAGGCACUGAAGUGCUUCUACAGGGCGGCUGACGUGUAUGGGCGCGCCAAGAUGCACAUAAACAAAAGAAGCAUUCUUUUGGAGUGCGCAGCCGCUGAGAUUCGGUCGAAAAAUUACGAGAAGUCGUUUGAGCUGUACAAGAGCCUCUCGAACGAGAACUCGGAGAUCUCGCACGUUUUGGAAAAAACGAGUUUUCUGUUCCUGGGGGUUCUCUGCGGGAUUAUUUUGGAAAAGACGAAGGACGCGUACGAGCUCCUGAACCAAAUGGACGACUCGCAGGCGGAGACGCAAAUUGCAUACAAGAUGCUGGAUAUUCGGACAAAGCGGUCGGAAGACCAGGAAGACCUAGAAAAGGCUGUGGAGUACUUCAAGAGAACGCACCAGCUGCCGUCCGAGGUGCUUAUUGCCUUGCACGACGCGCAGGUUUCCAUCGACCCAAACAAUGAUAUACUGUAG